CGCAGCUUCCAAAGAGAACAUCUCUCGCCAACACUUUCUUUUCCAUCUUUAAUCCCCUUAAAAUAGUCGCACAAUGGGACCAAAAGUAGAUACCACAACUCCAAUUCCAACAAAAUUCUUUUGUGCAGGUGCUGCAGCAUGUGUUGCCGAAGCAACUACUAUUCCUCUGGAUACUGCAAAAGUUAGAUUACAAAUUCAAGGAGAAGGCGCUACACUGUUAAAAAAUCAAUUGAAGUACAGAGGACUUUUUGGAACUAUGCUAACAAUGAGUAAAGAAGAAGGCGUUAGGGCCCUUUAUAAAGGUUUAGUUCCUGGUCUACAUAGACAAAUGGCUUUUGCUUCCAUCCGUAUAGGCCUUUACGAUUCUGUAAAAUCAUUCUACAUCGAUAUUUUGACAAAAGGGGAUUAUAUCAGCAGUCAAAACGUUGGCUUAAGAAUAUUGGCUGGCAUUACUACUGGUGGUUUAGCAGUAUCAGUAGCCCAACCCACUGAUGUUGUUAAAGUUCGAAUGCAAGCACAAAAGAAAAAAAUAUAUUCUGGAACCUUUGCCGCGUAUCGCAAAAUAGCAACAACAGAAGGUGUUCGUGGGUUGUGGAAAGGUAUCAUACCAAACGUAACAAGAAAUUCAGUAACCAAUGCCGCCGAAUUGGUUAGCUAUGAUUUAAUAAAGGAAAAAAUUUUAAUGACGAAUCUUAUGAAAGAUAGCAUGCCCUGCCAUUUUGUUUCGGCUUUCUCAGCUGGUUUCGUAACAACUUGUAUUGCAUCGCCUAUUGAUGUAGUUAAAACCAGAUUUAUGAAUUCACCACCAAAUGUUUAUAGUGGAGCAAUCAAUUGCGCUGUAAAAAUAUAUAAAGAAGGUGGUGUAUCCUCAUUUUACAAAGGAUUUGGACCGGCUUUCAUGAGACUGGGUUCUUGGAAUAUUGUUAUGUUUACCUUGAACGUUCUCCAAAAAUUGUGCGAAGAGCAAAGUUACAAAUUUUGCCGUUUAGAUGGCACCACAGGAACUAAUAAACGACAGAAAAUUGUUGACGAUUUCAAUUCUUCAUACUGCAACUAUUAUAUAUUAUUAUUAAGUUGCAAAGCUGGUGGUGUUGGCUUUAAUCUUGUAGGAGCCUCUCGUUUGAUCUUAUAUGAUGUUGACUGGAAUCCAGCUCACGAUGCCCAAGCCAUGGCAAGAAUUUGGCGAGAUGGUCAAAAGAAUAGAGUUAAAAUUUAUAGAUUUCUAACAACUGGAACAAUUGAAGAGAAGAUGUUUCAAAGACAAGCUUCGAAACAAAUAUUGAGUGGAGCCGUUGUUGAUGCUAAAAGAAAAUCUAAAUGUCAUUUUAGUAAUGAGGAACUGAAAGACUUAUUUUCUUUUAAUUACGACACACUAUGUUUGACACAUGAACAGCUAAACUGUACCUGUGAUUUGGGUGAACCCCCAAUGAAGAAAAAGACAGCUCACAAUAAAAGUAUUGGAAUGGCUGAAUUACGUGAAUGGGUACACGUUACCGGUCCUUCUCCAAACUUGAAGAAAGCGGACAUAAUGUUUCCUCAAAUGGAAGAAGUCACUUAUGCAUUUUGGAACGAAGCUAACGCAUAG
This is a messenger RNA of Dimorphilus gyrociliatus, 1585 nucleotides long. The record is from the annotation of a GenBank genome assembly. NCBI's taxonomy places the organism in Eukaryota, Metazoa, Annelida, Polychaeta, Dinophilidae.